This is a messenger RNA of Rhincodon typus (whale shark), 1443 nucleotides long. It is a transcript of the gene opn4a, whose product is annotated as opsin 4a (melanopsin). Gene Ontology annotation, molecular function: G protein-coupled receptor activity. The transcript is spliced from 10 exons. Gene Ontology annotation, biological process: G protein-coupled receptor signaling pathway; visual perception. NCBI's taxonomy places the organism in Eukaryota, Metazoa, Chordata, Chondrichthyes, Orectolobiformes, Rhincodontidae. The record is from RefSeq and is a predicted model, not a curated record. Gene Ontology annotation, cellular component: membrane. Bases 31 to 1443 code for a protein of 470 amino acids.
GCAGUAAUUCUAGCAGUGGGCAUCACUGGCAUGGUGGGCAACUUCCUGGUCAUCUACGCAUUUUGCAGAAGCAAGAGUCUGCAGAGUCCAUCCAAUACUUUCAUUAUCAAUCUGGCCAUCAGUGAUUUCCUUAUGUCAGUCACACAGGCUCCAAUCUUCUUCACAACAAGUCUGCACAAACGCUGGAUUUUUGGCGAGAAAGGCUGUGAGCUGUACGCUUUCUGUGGGGCUCUGUUUGGAAUCACCUCGAUGAUCACACUGGUCGUAAUUGCAGUCGACAGAUAUUUAGUGAUCACCCAGCCCUUCGCCUCCAUUGGAAUGCUGUCGAAGAAGAGAGCUAUUUACAUCCUGCUGGGCGUCUGGCUGUAUUCACUGGCCUGGAGCCUCCCUCCCUUCUUUGGAUGGAGUGCCUAUGUGCCUGAAGGAUUGAUGACCUCCUGUACGUGGGACUACACAACAUUCACCCCAUCUGUCCGGGCUUACACCAUGCUUCUCUUCUGCUUUGUCUUCUUCAUUCCUUUGGGCAUCAUCAUCUACUGCUACGUUUUCAUUUUCCGGGCUAUUCUAGCCACCAACAGGGAUGUCGAGAAAAUUGGAAGAAACGCCAACAAGGAAUCCCGGAGACGGUUUCAGAGAAUGAAGAAUGAGUGGAAAAUGGCCAAAAUUGCUUUGAUAGUCAUCCUCCUUUAUGUCAUCUCCUGGUCCCCAUAUUCCAUUGUAGCCCUCACUGCGUUUGCUGGGUAUGCCAGUGUCCUCACACCCUACAUGAACUCUGUUCCAGCUGUGAUUGCUAAAGCCUCAGCCAUUCACAAUCCAAUCAUCUAUGCUAUCACUCAUCCCAAGUACAGAGCUGCCAUUGUGAAAUACAUUCCUUUCCUUAGAUGUUUACUGCGAUUGUCUCAUAAGGAUUACAAGUUAACAAGCAGCUACUUUUCCACCAGGCAAUCCACCAUGACCAGCCAAACCUCUAACUCAAGCGGAUAUCUUCGCCCCAAGAGUCGCAUGUCUGCUUCUGACAGUGAGUUGGGCUGGACUGACAAUGAGGUUGAUAUUUCCAUUAUAAAUUCAAGUUCUGUCAGUAGAACGGUUUCCUGUGAAUUCAGCAAAGAUACAACUGAGCAAAGUGACACCACGGGGAAAUCGAAAUUGAAGAACAAUGACUCGGGCAUCUUUGAGAAGACAUCAGCCAAUGUGACAAAUAUCUCAAUGAUUGAAGUGAGUCCUAGGGAUGAUGAGCGAUUUGCUCCCAAGGAGGCUGGAAAUCUGGAUGAUGUCAGACUGAAGAAGGUCGAUGUUGCUUUGAUGCAAGCUGCCCGGACCCCCAGCAUCAUCAUCCAUCACAAUAGCAACCCUGGCAAUAGCCAGUCUUCAGAUGCCAGCUUCAGUGCCAUGUAUGAAACGAGCAUUCUUGGGAACCAGCAAUCCACACUCCCAAGCCAGUGA